Ambispora gerdemannii is the source of this 2082-nucleotide messenger RNA. NCBI's taxonomy places the organism in Eukaryota, Fungi, Glomeromycota, Glomeromycetes, Archaeosporales, Ambisporaceae. The record is from the annotation of a GenBank genome assembly.
AUGGAGCCUAACACCAGUAAUGCAAAUUCCACAAGUCAAGAAAACAACAAUAGCAACAUUUGUGAUAAUAAAAAUGAAAUAGAAACAUCGACAACUUCCUUAACGCCAACAAGAACUGCAAGGGUAAUAGCAAGAAGAGUUUCAGGUAAGGUAUGGAAACACCCAAAAAGCGCCACGCGUCGGUCUCAACUUCCUCGAGGUCUAUCGAAAACCUGGGAACAAAGGUUAGAAGAGCGACGUGCACAACAGGCUGUAAAGACAUUACAAAAAGAAUUAAAAGAAGAAAAGGAAGCGAAGAAACAGCGAGCGCGUGAGGCGUUACUAAAAAGACGAAAAGCAGCAGAGGAGAAAGAAAGAUUAGAGAAAUUGGCGGCUAUGUAUUCGGCAAAGAAACUAAAACGGCUACAAAAGAAGAAGGAAAAAAAUUUUGUAACAAUCGCAAUGUCUUCGCGAAAACAUCCAAGCCCAUCUAGCUCUGAAGUUUACGUAAGCAAUGCAAAUAAAAAAGUGCGAAUUUCUAGUGCAUCUGAAUCCACUUUGGAUAAUGCGCAAGAACAACAUUUGCCCUUCACUGCUUUUCCAGAUAACAUACUCAACAAGCAAUACACUCUUCCUGACUAUGUUACGAAUUUUCGAACUGCUUUUCGUAAUCGUCAUGACUUUUAUGACACUGAAACAACAAGCAAAGUUUACUCGCACCCUUUUCCAAUUGCUGUACUUCCGCGAUUGUUUUCUGACUCGUUUUUAGAAAAAGUGAAACAAGAAUUAGUGACUGAGGAUUUCACAUACCGUUCAAAUGACCUUUACGAGUUUUAUCAGAGUAAUAGUCUGGAAGGUGUCGAAAAGACUUACUUGUCACAGUUGACAAGAGUUAUAUAUUCUGAAUGGUUUGUGAGGUUGAUUGGUGGAUUGACAGGAGUGGAGGUUGAUGGUGAAACGAUUGAUUUGUCGGCGCAUAUUUAUAAACAGGGAAGCUACUUGUUAUGGAAGAAAAAUGGUCAUAUUGACAUGAGAAAACUGAUGAAUGAUGGAAGGAGUGGUAGGAGGAUCGCUUUUAUCAUUUAUCUGGUUGAUGAAAAUUGGGGAAAAGACGAUGGAGGCACGUUGGAUUUGUUUGAUAUAGAUUCCCAGGGUCAUCCUAAUAAAGUGAAAAGGUCAAUAAUUCCAGAAUGGAAUUCCAUGGCAUUUUUCGAGGUAAGCCCCACCUCCUAUCAUCAAGUUUCAGAAGUAUUAACCCCCACGAAACCGCGGAUCUCGAUAUCGGGCUGGUUUCAUGGUUCACUUAAAAGUCGACUGUCAAUCGCUGAAUAUCGAAUGGUUGACGAAUUAUCGCGGGAAGAGGAAAGCUUCGACAUAGCGGAAUUUAUUAAUGAGGAAUAUUGGUCAGAUGAGGCACUCGAUAAUCUUUUGAAAAUGAUUCAUUUGAAUGGAUCGGUGGAAUUGCGUGGAUUUUUAAAGGAAGAAGUAUAUGUGCGAUUAUUGGAAAGUCUCGCGAAAGAUGCCGAAUGGGACGAGAAUCCAAUCGGACCACCGUUCUCCAAAGCUCCUCUCCCUGCACCAUUUCACGCACGUGUCGAAAAAUUCUUUCAAUCGUCGGCUUUCCGAAUCUAUCUUGAGAACUUGACACAUCUCAAAUUUGGCGCCGUGUCAUCUGAAAUGCGGCAAUUUCGUCGCGGAAAUUAUAUAAUCGCGCAUGAUCAAGCAGCUGAUCAUGCCGGUGUUGAUGUUAUAUUCUCAUGCAUACGAGAGAAAUGGGAUGAAGAAUGGGACGGAGCUACUAUAUAUUAUGCGGAACAUAAAGAAUUGCCGGUGCAUGUUUUAUGGCCAAUGAGAAAUACAUUGACCGUUACCGAGCGGAUUGAUGGAAUUCACAAGUUUGUAAAGUAUAUUAAUUGCAAGGCUGAUUCUCCGCGAACAGAAAUGGCUUUUAUUUGGAUAUCGGAACAUGUUGACGAUGAGUUUGAUGAGAACGAAGAGCUUGAGCAGGUUUUGAAUGAAGAGGAGGAAGAGGGAAAUUGGGACGACAGUAAUGGAGAGGAUAAAGAAGGAGAAAAUUAUGAUAUUUUGGAUGAAAAAGAUUAA